GGAUUAGAACCCAGCUGCUUCUGACUCCCAGGUCCGUGCUCCAUCCACUAGGCCACGCUUGAUUGGGAUGAACAGUUUCAGGAGAUUUAUGGAACCCCAGAUCACACAACCUUCGACAAAAGUGGUGCCCACCCAAGGCAACUCAAAUGGUCACACCCUGAGGAAGCUUGGAAGAAGUAGAUCCUGUUCACGGGAGAAAAAGGAGGGUUACACAAAGGACUUGGCGACAGACUUUGAUGAGAAACAUGACGAGUAUUUAAUAUUGCUUCAGCAAAGAAACCGGAUAUUAAAGCAUUUGAAAACCAAGGAUCCCAUGCAAUUAAAGCUAGAGCACUUGGAGCAAGGAUUUUCUGUUUAUGUCAAUGGAGCUAAUUCAGAGGUGAGAACAUCUCCAAGGAAAGCCAUCCCUACAGAUUUCUCUAGAAGCGCCUCACACGUAGAAGGAGCAAGUGAUUCUGGUAGAAAAACUCUCCUUAAAGAGGCAGAGGAAGGCCUGGGACGUGGCUCGCGGACAGCUCCAAGCAAAGUUCAACGGAAAGGGUGGCAUCAGAAGUCUAUACAGAUUAGAGCCGAAUCUGGACCUAGACUCUACAUAGACCCUCCUGACUAUCCGGAAGAUUUUGAACCAUAUGAAAAUGUGAACCUGGAGACAAAGGACUCUCCUAGUGAUUGUUUCCAGAAUCCCAGGUCUCCAAGCGACAGCACCCCCUGCGAAUUUAAUUUUUCCCUUCUGAAUACAGAUGGUCAUUCAAUCACUCAGAGUGAUGUGGAUAAAGAAAAAAUACUUUUAACCCUCCAUGAUGUGACGGAACUGAGAAAAAGCCUGGAGCUCAGUGUAAAUCUGCAGAAGAGAGAAAACGACUGUGCCAGCGAGGAUUAUGACUCUAUUGAAGAGGACUUAAUUGCAGAACAGGAGCCAGAGGAUAUAACACCAGGCCUUUCCGGAAGCCUUCUUCUCCCCAGCAGUAAGGCAGUUCAGAAGGCUGCUCCUGGGACUCAGGAAGCAAGAAGAUGCUGUGCCCACUGCCCAGACACGCUCAUUGUACUGGAAUUUAAUCCAGCCACCAAAAGCAAGAAGGAACGGAAUUUGUCAGCCAAACGGAAGGAUAAUGCUGAGCUCUACGUCCCCACCAAACCUGUGUUAGAAAGGUGUAAAAAGGAAAGACAGUCUUCUCCUACUUAUCUGGACCAGGAGAAAAGCCACUCUAGACCCGGAAGCCGAAAGGAGAGGCCUCUGUCAGCCUUGCGAAAGAGUGUCUGUGAGGAUAAAGACCCAACAGAAGAUGCUUCAGCAGUGCUCAAAGCCAUACAACUUGAAAAUGAAGCCUUACAAACAGCGAUGCUUUGCAGAAAGACAGGGACCUCUGCCCAUCAGGAAAGUGAGUCACCGCCGAAUGCACAGUGGACUAGUCUGCUCAAGGAAGUAGCAGAAACUCAAUCCCUUGAGCUGCCUCUCAGUCCAGCUUUCUCAGCCACUACAACAUCUAAGCCGUUUGAAGCUGCAGGGGGAGCACAUGCAGUCACAGAAGCUAUUGAAAAAAUUGGUCUUUUGGGAAGCAGGCAACAGAAGAAGCUUUUGAAAGUCCUUCAGGCUAUUGAAAGUGACUCUACCCAUCUCAGUCAUGUUGCCGUAACUACCAAGGAAUCAGAGUCUGAGGUUCACUUGGAAGCUAAAGGAGAAGAGAUCAAAGAUGCUAUUUAUGUCACCAUGGAAAUCCUGUCCAACUGGGGGAAUGAGGUCUGGGUGGGUCUGACAGAAGUGGAGUUUUUUGACCUAAACAAUGCCAAGGUUUUCGUGUCUCCUCAUGAUGUGGAUAUCCGAAAUACCGACACUCCUGGGGACCUGGGCUGUCUUGUCAAUAGGAACCUAACCAACACAAAAGGACUCUCUUUGUGGACCUGCCCUUUCCACCCUCCUGUUCAGCUUUACUUCAUUAUCCGCAAUCCCAGGCAAUCAUGUGAUUUUGGAAUAUCUAUGAUCAAGAUUUGGAAUUACUGGGCAGCUCAUAGCGAUCUGGACAUAGGGGCAAAGAAUGUGAAGCUUUAUGUCAAUGAAAGCCUUGUAUUUGAUGGCGAGUUAGGAAAAGGCAAGGGAGACCUGGAUGCUGAUUGUAACAUCACAGUUAACCUUAAAGAAGGACAGAAGAGUCCCUGUACAGAAGAAAGGAAAGAGGUGAACACACCUCUUUGUUCAGAGGAGAACAAGGAAUUAGGUUUAAAUAAUUCACAGCCGGAAGGUAGAAUGGAAGAACAUUUUCUAGAUGGAAAAAACGAUUCCACUAAUUGCCCCAGGGAUAAUCUGCCUGGUUUAGAGGAAGAUUUGAAGUUAUUAUUAGCUCCUGAUACUGUGGCUGAUGAAACCAGAGGCCUCCCAGCACCCAACUUUGUGGAACAUCAUCACUCUGAUGAUGAAUUUACCCUGAGUGAGCAGCUGGAAAAACUCUCAGGUCGAAAAAUCUUACCGUCUCCCGGUCAAACUCCACCUUGGUUGCAGUCAUUCUCCAAAGCGAAAUGCAAGCGGGAGACGGGGAUCAAGCAGAAACCUCCUUGGCUGGACCCAGAACACCCUGUGGCCAAACCACAGCCCGGUGACACCCCUAAAGACUGCCCUGAAUGGACUGAUGAGAUUUAUAAAUGCCCCCGAAAUGAACAGGGAAGGCCCAGCAGCAGGAAUGCAAAUGGAAGUGACAGAUCACAAAUGGACAGCAAAAUGUCAUGCCAGGAUGAUUUGGACAUAUUUGACCGUCUUUCGAACAAAGAUCGCUACGGUCUAGAGCGCCCUAUCAGUGGGAGGAGAAGUUCAAGAAAGGAUGUUUUCAAUAGUAACCUUGGAGAUGAAUGUCAUCCUAGCAAAGACGACACCUUUCCUGUCAUAUCCACAAAGGCAUUUAGAAGCAGGUGGCGGAACGAACAAGAACACACCCUCCAGGAAUCUUGGAAUUCCCUCAACGAGUUCAAUCGUUCUCACCGGGGGCGCAUUUCCAACAUGGAGUUCCAAGGAGAUAUCUUUGACGAGUUCCUCCAGCAGCAGAAGAUCAGCAGGCUUGGGGAACACAAGUCAGUAAAACAGGCAAACACAGAGGAACUGUUAAGAGGGCAGGAAGAUUACUCCUCGGAGAAUGAUGACGGGAGCGAUUUUAAAAUUCCAGUCUUACCAUAUGGACAGCACCUAAUUAUUGACAUCAAAUCAACCUGGGGAGACAGGCACUAUGUUGGCCUUAAUGGAAUUGAAAUUUUUAGUUCCAAGGGAAAACCGGUACAGAUUUCCAAUAUCAAAGCCGAACCCCCUGAUAUUAAUAUUUUGCCAGUCUACGGCAAAGAUCCCAGGGUGGUAUCCAACUUAACGGAUGGAGUCUAUAGGACCCAGGACGACAUGCAUCUCUGGCUAGCACCUUUCACACCCAGCAAGUCUCACUUUAUCUACAUCGACUUUGUGGAUCCUUGCCAAGUAGCCAUGAUUAGGAUUUGGAAUUACAAUAAAUCACGGAUACAUUCUUUUCGAGGCGUGAAAGACAUCACAAUUCUACUCGAUAAACAAUGCAUCUUUAAAGGAGAAAUUGCCAAGGCUUCGGGAACACUGUCAGGAGCCCCCGAGCAGUUUGGUGAUACUAUAUUAUUCACAACCGAUGAUGAUAUACUAGAAGCCAUAUUCUGUUCUGAUGAGACAUUUUAUGAUAUUGAUGUUGAAAGCGUGUCCUCUCUGAGAUAUGAGGAAGAGCUGAAGAGACCAAGAACCGCCGACGGAGAGGGAGACGAGAGGCCUUUUACCCAAGCAGGCUUUCGGAUAAGAGACGAUCAGGUUCAAGAACAGGAGCCAGUAUUCAAUCCUUUGCCAGAGUUCACAACCCCAGAACCAGGGAUCUAUACCGGAGCAUGCCUUCAGCUCAAUUUCACCAUGUCAUGGGGUGACUCACAUUAUUUGGGCCUGACAGGACUUGAAGUGGUAGGAAAGGAUGGCCAAUCUCUGCCAAUUACCACGGAUAAGAUUUCUGCAUCACCCAGAGAUUUAAAUGACCUUCCAGAAUACACGGACGAUGCCAGGACCUUAGAUAAGUUAAUAGAUGGGACUAACAUCACAGUAGAAGAUGAACAUAUGUGGCUUGUUCCCUUCUCCUCUGGAGACGAUCACGUGAUCGCAAUCCAUUUUGAUAAAGCUGAAAACAUUGCAGGGCUGCGCUUUUGGAACUAUAAUAAAUCUCCAGAGGACACCUAUCGAGGGGCCAAAAUUGUGCAUGUCUCUUUGGAUGGUCAGUGUAUCUCCCCACCAGAGGGCUUCCUUAUCCGCAAAGGGCCAGGAAAUUGUCACUUUGAUUUUGCACAAGAGAUUAUCUUUGUUGACUACUUGCAACCCCGAACGGUUGCCAAACCCUCUAGGAGCAGGUCCGAUGGGAAGAACGUGGAGCAAGCCAGCAUGGACUAUGAAGCCCCAUUAAUGCCUUGUGGCUUCAUUUUCCAGUUUCAGCUUCUGACCAGCUGGGGUGAUCCAUACUAUAUUGGUCUAAAUGGAUUGGAGUUGUACGACGAGCAUGGAGAAAAAAUUCCUUUGUCUGAAAACAACAUUGCAGCUUUCCCAGACAGUGUUAAUACUUUAGAGGGAGUGCGUGGAGACGUCCGAACUCCAGACAAGCUCAUCGACCAGGUGAACGACACAAACGAUGGCAGACACAUGUGGCUGGCCCCUAUCCUCCCCGGCUUGGUGAAUCGGGUUUAUGUUAUUUUUGAUCUGCCCACCACCGUGUCAAUGAUCAAAUUGUGGAAUUACGCUAAGACACCCCAUAGAGGAGUGAAAGAAUUUGGUCUCCUUGUGGAUGACUUGUUAGUAUACAAUGGAAUCCUGGACAUGGUCAAUCAUAUCGUGCAUGGCAUCUUACCAACCUGCGACCCUACUGUCCCUUACCACACCAUCCUUUUCACAGAGGAUGAGGAUAUCUGCUACAGAGAGAAGUACACCAUUAUCAGCAAUCACGUAGAGGAUCAGGAUGUCCGGAUGAUGAAUGAAAAUCAAAUUGUUACCAACUCCAAAAAGAAGCAAACCACCGUUGACCCAGCCUUACGUCCCAAAACCUGCCUCAGUGAGAAGGAAACGGUGAGGAGGAGACGCCACUAAUGGAUUGAGGUGUGAAAUGGGACCUGGCUCUGCUUAAAUCCUCCAAAAUCUUUCCACACAAAGAAGACUUGCCUGAUGGGCUACUCGGCAAGUGCAGGGAGGGCAGGUUAUUGUCUGCUGAACUGUUAAAUUCUGGGCCAGUGUUGUCCUCUCCGCUCCUGUCUGCAAUUGGAUCUGGUGUUUUGCCAACUGAAAAUCCGGGAGAGGAUGAGCAGGAACGAGCCUCGGUUACCGGUGCGACUGACAAGGUGGGGACAAGGAUGCCAGUAGAUGGGAGAACAAAUUCAGAGGACAGAUUGCUCUGGAAAAAUACAAUAAUAGAAAACAAGGAGGAUAUGUCAUUCGGGUUGGAUUUUUGUAAUGGAUUUCAGCUUCUCUUCUGUCUAGUCCUCUCCGGCAGCCCCUCUGAGCCGCUGCCGGGGGUGUCUGUGGGAUUUGGAGAGCUAGAGAGCACUUUGUAAACUUUAAUGGGCAAUGCCGAGCUGCAGGGAAAACGAACUCCGAUGCAAGAGUAGAAAAAGGAGCAAGAGGAAAGUGCCUACUCUCAUGUACCGAUCCUCAGAGAAGGAACCCAGCAAGGCAGAAAUGGGGAUUGGGGCUCUCAGAACUGAGAAGAGGCCAGAGAACCACCCCCUCUCAAGAAAGCCAGGCUCUCAGCCCCAGGAAAGGAGCCGUGCAGCCUACACAGCAGAGGCAGGAGCUCAGAACAACUCUGGACUGAAUUCUCUUUGAAGUUGCACUCAGCUCCCCGCUUUCAUUAAACUGUAGGGUUUUUUGAGGGGAAAAAAUGGAUUGGGAGGGAAAAAGUAAUUUGGAAGAGCCACUGUUUAAUACCCGGGAAAACAUCCAGCUAUAUUAGAGGGAAAAUGUCCUUCAUCCCAUGACCUUUCCCACCCACAGGGCCUGGAGGGAAAGAGAAACAUUCCACCCCAGGGCAGGACCCUGCCUCUCCAGCCCAGUUGGGGUUCAGAGGGGAUUCUAGGGAGUAUUAGCAUGAGAGGAAAACUCCAAUCUUUUCCUCUAUCAGUCCUGAAGGCUGGGCGUGCGCAUGAGGAUGACUUUGAGGUUUUCCUUCCUAGAGAAUCGAAAUACAUUCUUUGCUUUCAAACCACCUCCACUCUAUCUUCAUCAUCCUCAAAUAGCAAGAUCUCAGGCCUGAUUCCCAGAAUCCUCCCGGUGACUCCUCUUCCCAGCCUACCCACUUGAGAGAGCUCCUAAGAGAAGCCAGGUCCCAGUCAGCAGGGAGGAAGGGGGACGAGCCUUGCCAAAACUCACCCUCUUGGAGCCAGGCCCGGCCCCUGGCUCAAGUUGGGUCGUGCUCCGCCGUUAGGUAUUGAGGAAAUGGACGUGAAGGCCCCAGAUGAGCGAAGCAUUCUUUUCUGAGGGGAUCCGGAUCAGGGCUACUGAAUAUCUGCCAUCUCCACUCUGAACCAUCAGAAGGUUGGCGUCCGUGACUUCCUCUGAUCGGCCUGGAGGGGCUCAUCGAGAUCUGGGCAGGUCAGAUGGCGCCGGGAUCGUUUUCCUGGGAAGUUACUCCUUUGCCACCAGUGGAAGCCUCGGCAUCAGACCUUCAGGGUCCCUCCAGGAGAGCCCAGAAGCAGCAGCGCACAGGCCCGUUUCAUUCGUUUCCAGCAUUCCCUGACCUCUGCCCUUGAUGAACCUCCCACCAGAGUCCCCCAGGUUCGCUUUACCCAACGGUUUAAGGACCGCCCACCCCCCCGCCAACAAUGCGUGUGGGACAGGGACCCAGGGGGCCUCCCUCUCCCUCCCUUCCGCCUUUGUUCCCCUCACCCACAAAGUUUCAGCACAUCCCGUCCCUUCCAGUGGGCUAGGAACGAGCCUCAAUCCCUAUCCUCGCAAUGCUGGCGGCGCUUAAAAUACAUCUAUUUCCAUCGAUGUAACGAGCUCAUAUUGGGGAACUAAUUGGUUUCCCAGUAGUGGGUAAUUUCUUGUUCCAAAUAUUAAUCCCUUGUUUUUCUGGCACAGAGCCCAGAGUCAGGCAGUGUACUGUAAGUGUGUUACUGUGCAACUGAAACCUGAACAAAUAUUUUACAAGAUUUGCAGAUUAAAUGUAAGCAGCUAUGCAAAUGUGCUUUUCAUUUGCAAGCUGCGGUUGAUAUUUAAGAUAAGGAUCCAUCAUUUACCCAGGUUGAAAACUCAUGAGGUUCUAGUUUAGGACAAACAUUUCAAACGCCAGAAUUUUGAAAGGUUCACCUUUUUGCCUCCAAGGUACUUUAGGAAUUAAGAGUAGACUGAUGUCUACUGCAACUCAUAGGUUAGCAACUGAAUCCAGGCCUGCUGUUUGAAAGGGGGCAUGAAAGCUCUCUAACACAACCAUCUGAAAAUGUACCCGAUGACUUGGGUCCUGCUUCUCUCAUUUGUACAGGUCAGAACUGUCUGAGAAAUUGUCUAAUUGCCUGUGUGCACACCCAGAAUCUAAGUUUAUGUUGUGAUAACUGUUUGCACCCUGCAGGUUUAGACUAACACUGUACAGGCACUAACUUGAAAAUAGAUUGGCAUUAUUUUUCCAAGGUCAAUAAAAGCUGUUCUAGA
Ornithorhynchus anatinus (platypus) is the source of this 7660-nucleotide messenger RNA. It is a transcript of the gene KATNIP, whose product is annotated as katanin interacting protein. NCBI's taxonomy places the organism in Eukaryota, Metazoa, Chordata, Mammalia, Monotremata, Ornithorhynchidae. Bases 68 to 5107 code for a protein of 1679 amino acids. The transcript is spliced from 29 exons. The record is from RefSeq and is a predicted model, not a curated record.